This is a messenger RNA of Cynocephalus volans (Philippine flying lemur), 1255 nucleotides long. It is a transcript of the gene PRELID1, whose product is annotated as PRELI domain containing 1. Lineage: Eukaryota; Metazoa; Chordata; Mammalia; Dermoptera; Cynocephalidae. Gene Ontology annotation, cellular component: mitochondrial intermembrane space. The transcript has 5 exons. Gene Ontology annotation, molecular function: phosphatidic acid transfer activity. Gene Ontology annotation, biological process: phospholipid transport. The record is from RefSeq and is a predicted model, not a curated record. The coding region runs from base 184 to 843 and encodes 219 amino acids.
CGCCGGAAGUGGCGCGCCGGUGGACAAGUCCUUAUGGCGGCGGCUGCGGCUUGGGCGCGGCGCGGUGGUGACUGAGUUGUGAUUCUGGCGGGCGGGCGCCAAGCCCUGGCCCGGCUUCCGUGUGCCCACCGGGCUACGCACCCCUGAUGCUGCGCGGGUGCUGAGCCCGCCCCGGCCAGGAAGAUGGUCAAGUAUUUCCUGGGCCAGAGCGUGCUCCGGAGUUCCUGGGACCAAGUGUUCGCUGCCUUCUGGCAGCGGUACCCGAAUCCCUACAGCAAACAUGUCUUGACUGAAGACAUAGUACACCGGGAGGUGACCCCUGACCAGAAGCUCCUGUCCCGGCGACUCCUGACCAAGACCAACAGGAUGCCCCGCUGGGCCGAGCGACUGUUUCCUGCCAAUGUUGCUCACUCGGUGUACAUCCUGGAGGACUCUAUUGUGGACCCACAGAAUCAGACCAUGACCACCUUCACCUGGAACAUCAACCACGCCCGGCUGAUGAUGGUGGAGGAACGAUGUGUUUACUGUGUGAACUCUGACAACAGUGGCUGGACCGAAAUCCACAGGGAAGCCUGGGUCUCCUCUAGCUUAUUUGGUGUCUCCAGAGCUGUCCAGGAAUUUGGUCUUGCCCGGUUCAAAAGCAACGUGACCAAGACUAUGAAGGGUUUUGAAUACAUCUUAGCCAAGCUGCAAGGUGAGGCCCCUUCUAAAACACUUGUUGAGACAGCCAAGGAAGCCAAGGAGAAGGCAAAGGAGACUGCACUGGCAGCUACAGAGAAGGCCAAGGACCUAGCCAACAAGGCAGCCACCAAGAAGCAGCAACAGCAGCAGCAAUUUGUAUAGCCAGUCCAGGUCUGGGUGUAGUCUGGGCCCUCCACACCACAGCACACCAGACAACUCGGCUCAACUCCCUCUGCCCUCUCCCCAUUGUACUUUACUAUUAAAAGUAAGUUUCCAGCCCUAUCUACUGUCUGGGUGGUGGGUUGGGGUGUCCUGUUUGGCAUCUGCAGUAUACCAGGCAUGUCAUCCAGGUCUGAGCUGGGCCUGCUUGUUCCCCCAUUGGGCAGCUGAGGACAGAGGCACAGAGAGGUGUGGUGAUUUGCCCAGGGUCACAGACAGUAUGCAGGUGAAGUGGUAAUAAACGAUAGACUGUAAGCUCCACGAGGGCAGGGCUCUUUGUUCUCUGAUGUGUCCCAAGUACCUGGAACAAUAUCUAGCACAUAAUAGGCACUCAAUAAAUAUUUGUUGAAUUCAA